CACGCAGAAAACCCCAGUAUAUAAACUACUGAGAGAGUUUAACACGCAGAUCUGCAAAAGCUCUAGAGACCUUGGAAGACUGAUGAGGAAUAUUUAACGGUGCAGAGCAGAAUAGCAAAGAGCAGUUUUUUUGAGAAAUAAAAUCCUAACUUAAAAAAGGUUACAACGAGCACGCACUUGCAAAUGAAAUAUAUUACGUCAAAUUUAAUCACUGCUUGAAAACGAAUAAGUGGUCAAUGUUAAUUCUUAAAUCUUUUUUUCUUUUUAAAGGAGACCAACAACAAAACAAUUUAGAAGAGACUAUCUUGCUUAUAUAUCCAGGUUAAGAAAAAGUCAACACAGGUUUGCUAUUUUAUAUUAUAGUUUUGUUGUUGUUGUUGUUGUUUGUUUAACAUGGCAGAUGAUGAACAAGCCAGCGUUAGUACUAGUGGUAAGAGUCUUGGUACGGAGAGCAGCAAUUUAAACGUGUUGAACUGGGAGCAAGUGCAGCGCCUGGAUAAGAUAUUGACCGAGACAAUCCCCAUUCACGGACGAGGAAAUUUCCCUACUUUGGAAAUGAAACCUCGGGACAUAGUGAAAGUUGUGAGGAGCAGGCUGGAAGAACACAAAAUAAACGUUAGAGGUGUGAGGUUAAACGGGUCUGCAGCAAGCCACGUACUUCACGAAGACAGUGGCUUGGGGUACAAGGACCUGGAUCUCAUUUUCUGUGCAGACCUUAAAGGCGAAGCGGAAUUUCGGACUGUCAAGGAUAUUGUUCUAGACUGUCUCUUGGAUUUCUUGCCAGACGGGGUAAAUAAGCAGAGAAUUACACCUCUAACCCUAAAGGAAGCUUAUGUGCAGAAAAUGGUGAAAGUCUGCAAUGAUUCAGACCGGUGGAGCCUCAUAUCAUUGUCCAACAACAGUGGCAAAAAUGUGGAGCUGAAGUUUAUGGAUUCCCUAAAACGCCAAUUUGAAUUCAGCGUAGACUCUUUCCAAAUCAAACUCGACUCUUUACUGCUUUUUUACGAAUGCUCUGAAAACCCCAUGACGGAAACCUUUCACCCCACCAUCAUCGGCGAGAGCGUCUACGGAGACUUCCAGGCAGCCUUUGACCACCUGUGUAACAAAAUCAUUUCCACCAGGAACCCAGAAGAGAUCCGGGGAGGUGGGCUUCUCAAGUACUGCAACCUGCUGGUCAGGGGCUUCAGGGCAGUUUCAGAGCCUGAAAUCAAGUCUCUCCAGCGGUACAUGUGCUCCAGGUUCUUCAUUGACUUCUCAGAUAUCUGCGAACAGCAGCGAAAGCUGGAAGCUUACCUACAGAACCACUUUGUGGGACUGGAGGACCGCAAGUAUGACUAUUUAAUGACGCUUCACGGGGUUGUGGAUGAGAGUACAGUGUGCUUAAUGGGGCACGAGAGGAGACAGACCCUCAACCUUAUUACCAUGCUAGCCAUCAGCGUCCUGGCAGAGCAGAACAUCAUCCCAAAUGUGGCAAAUGUAACCUGCUAUUACCAGCCGGCCCCAUAUGUGGCAGAUGCCAAUUUCAGUAAUUACUACAUUGCCCAAGUUCAGCCUGUGUUCACCUGCCAGAAACACACUUACUCUAACUGGUUGCCCUGCAAGUGAAACAAAAAGGGAAUUGUCCUAUUUAUGUAGAAAAGGGGUUGAACCAGUUCAGGAUGUUGUGUUUUGAUGGAUUACUGAUCUGCUCUAGUAUUCACACUUGGUAAACCUGACAUAUUAUAUUGGAGCAAGAUCUAAAGAAUAGGGAAAUUGGAAUCGUCUACAGAGAGAUCUGUCAUUAUAAGCAUGUAAGCUUCAGAUUUCCCUGCCGAAAAGGAAAAGGGAAAGCUUCAAUGACAAUAUGGGAUUGCUGUAAAACUCCCAUAGCCACUAUGCUGGGAAGCCUAAUACUAUUCAGUGAGAUUGGGAAGAUCAUGACAUGUUUUUCCAUGAUGCUAUUCAGAUCUGUCCAAGCUAAAUGCGAUGUCUAGUCUAGAUCUCUUCAUUUGGGAUUUGCAGGCACUGUGUAUUGGUAGAUCAUAAAGGCGGGAAGUGAAUGUUCUUGCUUUAAUAGAAUGUGUGGUUUAGAAGAAACAGAUCCAAGGCAUAAAGAUAGCAUCUAAAAUUGCUAAUAUGAUCUAAGGCUCCCAGUGUACACAAUUCUCAGUCCGAAAUUGUAGGGAGACAAAAAAAAAAAAAAAAAGCCUGAAGUGUGCUUACAGACCAAAGAUUUUUUCAUUUUAAAAACCCAAGUUUAAAAAAAAAAAAUAGUACUAUAUUUGUAUAUGUUAACGUGAAUUAAAGUGCCUAAUACCUAUGGCAGGUGGAAAAUAAAAGUAAAAAAAAAAAAAUAAAAAUAAAAUUGUUUUGUGGCUUUCCCAAUGUUUUACUUUAUCAAGGACACAAGACAAAACAACUAUAAAGCUUGUGAAUGUGUACUGUAUGUAGAAAAGACCACAAUUGUCAUGGCGAAUACUUGUACAAAAUGACAUGUGCUGUUUGUGUUCAUGUUUGUUGAGUUUAUAAUACACCCUCAGAAUCUGUAGCACUUAGCCAGAGUUUUGUAAUAGAGUGCCGUGCGUGUUCUUGUUUUAAACCAGAUGUCUUAAGACUUUGGACACUUCUGCAGAUAUUUGUAAAGCUGCAGCUAAACUAGAAAAUCCCAGUUGAAUUUGAAAAGGAAUGUAUUUUGCAACCGGAAAAUUACAGCUAAUAAGUUGAUCGAGUGAGCCCUAAUCUUUUGAUUAAAUGGGUAAUCAUUUUUAUAAGCCUGUUUCGUUCUUAUAACAUAUUAAUUAAACUUGAUCAAAUACUUGAUUUUGAAACCUGGAAUAUUUUGAAAAUGUUUUUGUAAAAAAAAAAAAAGUAAUAAAAAUGACAUUCCAGAUGAUACCUGCAGUUCAUGCUGCAAUAUUACUUUGGGUACUGUAUAUUUUAUUUCAUUGAUUUGCAUUUGAUUCUUCAGCCCUAUUAAAAAAUGUUUAUUGACAAUUUCUCUCAGGUCAGUUGUUCAUAUAUAUUGGUAUACAACUGCACACGUUUUUUUUUUAUUUUUUAUUGAUGCGAAACUGAGAAUCGCACAUGAAAUAGAUUAUGCUGAUUAGAAUUUGAAACCCUUAAAGCUAACCCAUAACAGGUAACACAUGCAUUUCACACUGAUUAAAGAAAAAAAGGCUGUUAAAAUACACAAGAGCAGUGUUUUAUUCCACCACAUUAUCAAGAUGACUUGGGUAGAUCCUACUCUUGUUUACUUUAGCACCUUGCCUGUGAAUUCUACAGGGUCUGUCAAAGCUAUUGAAACGCCUCUCAUUUUGUUUACCAAGAUAGACACUCUCAUCCCGUGUUCAGUGUUAGGCAACCUUGAUUAAUUGUGAGAAGGAAUCCGUUUGCUUCCUGAAGCCAAUUCCUUUUAGGCUGCAGCUCAGAACUGAGGCAUACUUGUCAAGACUCUUAGCGCUGCUGUGGCUGCUUUGAGGCCUCAGAACGGAAGCAAAGGGAGGGCUGGGGAAAUAGGAUCAGCUGGGGAUGGGGUAUGUCUUUUCUUACCACAACUAUUUGUAGUAAAUAUGAGUCAUUCUCUCACAGAAGACACUAUAAUCUGCAGAACCACGAAAACGCUUAAAGUAAAUGCAUGCAUCUAUAUUUUUCAUGUGAAGAUAUUUUCCAUAUAUUUUACUUUGUGUAAAAAAAAAAAAAAAAGUGGAUUUCUUAAAUACGUUUUCAUGCAAUAAUUAAUGCAAGGAACAGAGUCAAUUAUAUUUUUUAGACAUAAUGGUCGCUUUAGAAAGAUUAUUCGAAUGUGGUGCAGCAAAUUUACAGAUAGCAAUUACCACAUGGAAUUUUAGGAAUGAAAAGUAGGGAUAUCACCUGCUUUCAGUCAUUUUUUAUUUUUUGCACUCAAGGUCUUAAACGAGCCAUUCGUUUUAUGUCUGAAAUGUUCAGAACUAUAUGUUUUUAUUGUUAAGAUAUAACCUUACACUUGCAAAUUUGGUGCUACGUCGUGAAGCAGUACUGUCUUUUUUAUCAGUGUACAAAUGUUGAAAGUUGGUAAUUGCGUUUUUUAAAGCACUGAAUAUGGUUUAUGUCAACCUAAAAUUUGCCUUUAAGAAAAUGUUAAUUAUUAUUAUAGUGAAUUCAACUGAAAAUACGCAGCCCAAGAACAGACAUGUCAAACUGGUGUCAUGGGUCAAAGGGUUACAUGCAAAUUCAAAUUCUGUAUAGAGGACAUUGCACUGGGGAUUUUCAUACAUCUAAGUUUGACUCGCUCACGAAAAUUACACUGUUGCCAGUGCAGUAUGCUCACCCUUCCAUCAUUGGUUUACUUUCUUUUGUGUGUUAAGUGUUUUCUUGAUAUAUUAUUUUAUUUUUACACUGCUGACAAUAUUUCCUAUGACAUGUGUUAUGGUCUUAUUUUAAAUAACCCAUGGUUGUGAGGUUACUGCUUCUAAUAAAGAGUGAUGAUUUGUUCUGUCAUUUGUAUGACCCUAAUGAGCAUGGAAUAAUAAAAAAAUAACUACAAAAUAACAAUAAUAAUAAUAUGUUUUUAAAAAAUUGAAAGCCUUUGCAUUCAUUUGGAAUUGAAAUUGAAAUGAUGGUCUGUUGCUGGGGGAGGAUAUAGUUGUGUAACAGAUGUUUCUUAAAAGCUGAUGUUACUAUAUUUCAAACCAUAAUUGAGCAUAAUCCUAAUGUCUUAGAUGUUGCACAGUUUUGCUGGUUUUAAACCAGUGACCAAUACAUUGAAUAACCCUGCUGGUAAAACACAAGGGUCUUAUGUAUUGCUGUAACAUAUCUACUGCAAGUCUAGGGCUAUUGCCUUUACAUCAUUGAAAAGCUUAAAGAAAUUUCAAUUUGAAAUCCUUUAGAUUCCUGCUUGUUAAUUGUAUUAUGUUUACAUUACCAAAUAAAAUGUUUCUGCUAAAAGCUGCAGCAUGUUGUGUAGAAAAAAAAAGCUUGUAUAUUAGUUAAGAGGUCAGGGUGUACUUGGGGUACGUGUUGUUGAUUACAUAAAAAAAAAAGAAAAAAAAGGAUAUAUUGUAUAGUGGUUCAAUAUGUUGUCAUUUUUUGUUGUUGAAAAAUAUACAUCUCAUUACUUCAGUUUUGUUUAUGUUUUUACUAUCUUCAUUAAUCACUACUCUCUAAGUCAACCUAUUACUGAAGCAAACUACCCUGGCUUGCUUUGCAUGAGUUGAGUGGACUGACUGAGGUCUUUAGUCACUUAACAGCUUUACAUAUUUCUGUUAUUAGUAAAAGCAACAGAUUGUGAAUUUUGUUUGCACCAUCCAACAUUUGGAUUUUUUUUUUUUGUAAAUAAAAGGAAGUUAUUUUUUUCUAUUGA
Molecule: messenger RNA, 5317 nt
Organism: Acipenser ruthenus (sterlet)
Lineage: Eukaryota; Metazoa; Chordata; Actinopteri; Acipenseriformes; Acipenseridae
Product: terminal nucleotidyltransferase 5A-like
Exons: 2
Coding region: 394-1605 (403 amino acids)
Biological process (GO): mRNA stabilization
Molecular function (GO): poly(A) RNA polymerase activity; RNA binding
Source: RefSeq, a predicted model, not a curated record